This is a messenger RNA of Lodderomyces jiufengensis, 3582 nucleotides long. RefSeq lists its product as uncharacterized. The transcript has a single exon. The record is from RefSeq and is a predicted model, not a curated record. Gene Ontology annotation, biological process: cell adhesion. Gene Ontology annotation, cellular component: fungal-type cell wall. The coding region runs from base 1 to 3582 and encodes 1193 amino acids. Lineage: Eukaryota; Fungi; Ascomycota; Pichiomycetes; Serinales; Debaryomycetaceae.
AUGCAAUUUUACAAUUCAUUUUUUUCAAUUUUGUCAAUAACAACGUUAUUUCUAUAUUUGAAUAAUGUUGUUAGUACAAAUAUUCCAAGGACUGUUUAUGAAGAUGAAGAUGUAGUUCCAAUUGCAAAACCAACCAAAUAUACUACUGUAUAUGGUACUGAUUCAACUAUUGCAACUAUCACUGUAAUUGGAGCUAAAACUGAUACUAUUAAAGUCAUUUAUCCACCUAAUCCAACAGCUACAACUACUUAUUAUAGUUAUAAAAAUUUCCUUGAAACAUUAACUAGGACUGAUACAUUUGGAGGUACUGACUUAGUUCAUAUUGUUUAUCCAAAAAAUCCAACCGUAACCACUAGUUAUUAUGGAGAUGUUACUAAAUUGACAAAAAGUUUAGAAACUGAUACAUUUAGUGGUACAAAUACAGUUCAUGCAAUUUAUCCACCUAAUCCAACUCGAUAUUUAACAUCAUAUGGUACUGCAGAUACAAUUGAAUAUGUUACUCAAACUGGUCCUUUUAAUGCUAGAGAUACCGUCAUUGCUUACUAUCCUCCCAAUCCAACCACAUAUAUUACUCAUCAACUUGGUCCUUCUGGUACUUUAUCAUAUACUACUCAAACAGGUAAGUUUGGUGCAACUGAUAUUGUUAGAAUUUGGUUACCAAAAGAUUUAAGUAAACAAACUAAAUCUACUACGGUUUAUGGUGCUGUUACGGCAAUUGAAACUGUUACUGAAGUUGGUGAUAAAACUGAUGUCGUCAAAGUGAUUUAUCCACCAAAUAAACAAGAAUUUACUACAUAUUAUAGUUACAAAACUUUCUUAGAAACUAAAACAAAGACCGACUCAUUUGGAGGAACUGAUAUUGUCCAUGUUGUAUAUCCUAAAAAUCCAAUAAGAACUACUAGUUAUUUUGGAGAUGUUACUUCACGUGCAUAUAGUACUGAAACUGAUACAUUUUCUGGUACCAAUAUAGUUCACCAUAUUUUCCCACCAAAUCCAACUCAAUAUUUAACAUCAUUUGGUACUGCAACAACAAUUGAAACUACCACACAAACUGGCAUUGUCGGUGGAAGAGAUACUGUCAUUGAAUAUUAUCCACCUAAUCCAACAGUUUGGACUACUCAAUAUGUUCCUGCAACUCAUACUCCGUGGAGUUCAACACAAACAGGUAGAAUCGGUGAAAAUGAUACCAUAAGAGUUUAUUUACCAACCUCAAAACCAAUUAAGUACACCACUGUUUGGGGUACUGAUUCAACAAUUUCAAGUAUCACUGAGACAGGUUAUAAAUCCAAUACUAUUAAAGUCAUUUAUCCACCAAAUCCAACAACUACGAUUACCCACUAUGCUUGGAGAACUACCAUGGAAACUACUACAAGAACUUUUGGUUUUGGAGGUACUGAUGUUGUUCAUAUUUAUUAUCCAAGAAAUCCGACAACUUCCACUACCUAUUAUGGAACUGUUACUAAAGUACUGAAAACUACUGAAACUGAUUCAAUUGGUGGUACUGAUACUAUUCGUGUUGUCUAUCCACCAAAAAGUACAAAAUAUGUUACAUCAUGGGGUGCUAAAGAAAGUGUUGAAACUUAUACAAUCACCGGUACAUGGGGUCAAUCAGAUACAGUUAAAUUUUUAUAUCCACCAAACCCAACAGUUUGGACCACUCAAUAUGUUCCUGCAACUCAUACUCCGUGGAGUUCAACACAAACAGGUAGAAUCGGUGGAAGUGAUACCAUAAGAGUCUAUUUACCUACAUCAAAACCAUUUAAAUACACCACUGUUUGGGGUACUGAUUCAACAAUUUCAAGUAUUACUGAGACAGGUUAUAGAUCAAAUACUAUCAGAGUCAUUUAUCCACCAAAUCCAACAACUACGAUAACCCACUAUGCUUGGAGAACUACCAUGGAAACUACUACAAGAACUUUUGGUUUUGGAGGUACUGAUGUUGUUCGUAUUUAUUAUCCAAGGAAUCCGACAACUUCCACUACUUAUUAUGGAACUGUUACUAAAUUACAAAAAAUUACUGAAACUGAUUCAAUUGGUGGUACUGAUACUAUUCGUGCUGUUUAUCCACCAAAAAAGACAAAAUAUGUUACAUCAUGGGGUGCUAAAGAAAGUGUUGAAACUUAUACAUCCACUGGUACAUGGGGUCAAAGAGAUACUGUUAAAGUUUUAUAUCCACCAAACCCAACAAUUACUGUAACUCAAAAAGUUAAUCCAACUGCUAUUGGUACAACUGCUACAAGGAAAGGUAGAUUCGGUGGAACUGACACUAUUAAAAUUUAUACACCAAGAGAUCUUACUGAUACUGAUACAUCUGGAGAUAAUCACCCAAUACCAACAGCAGAAAAUGAACACCCAGAAUCAACUAAAGAUAUUCCAAUCCCAACUACUCCGGGAGAAGUUGUUCCAAUUAAAUCAACUGAAGAAGUUGUUCCAAUUAAAUCAACCGAAGAAGUUGUUCCACCACAAUCAACUGAAGAAUUUGAAACUACAACCCCUUCUCCAAUAACUGAAACAACAACCAGUUAUUUCGAUCCACACAAAAAAACUACUGAAACUAAAACUAUAACAGCUAAGGAUGGAGGUCUUGAUACUGUUCAUAUUAUCUAUCCAAAGAAUCCAACAACAACUGAGACACGUUUUGGUACAGCUCAUGGUUAUAGUACAGCCACUGAUUCAAUGGGUGGAGUUGAUACCAUUUGGAAACUCUGGCCACCUAACAAAACUAUUACGCAAAAGAAAUUUGGUACAGCAUUAACUACUGAAUAUGGUACAGCAACUGGUCCUUAUGGAGGAUAUGAUACGCUUACAAUUUUGUACCCACCUAAUCCUACUUCAACCUCAACUAAAUUCGAUCAUAAGACUAAGAUUGAAACUUAUACUACUACCAAGCCACCUGGAAGUACUGAUAUUGUUAAUGUUCAUUAUCCACACAAUCCAACAGUACAUACUACAACAUUUGGUACAUAUCAUGGUUAUAGUACAGAAACUGCUUCAUUUGGAGGAACCAAUACUGUUUGGAAAUUCUGGUUACCUAACAAAACUAUUACGCAAAAGAAAUUUGGUACAGCUUUAACUACUGAAUAUGCUACGGCAACUGGUCCUUAUGGAGGAUAUGAUACACUUACAGUUUUCUACCCACCUAAUCCUACUUCAACCUCAACUAAAUUCGAUCAUAAGACUAAGAUUGAAACUUAUACUACUACCAAGCCACCUGGAAGUACUGAUAUUGUUAACGUUCAUUAUCCACACAAUCCAACAGUACAUACUACAACAUUUGGUACAUAUCAUGGUUAUAGUACAGAAACUGCUUCAUUUGGAGGAACCAACACUGUUUGGAAAUUCUGGUUACCUAACAAAACUAUUACGCAAAAGAAAUUUGGUACAGCUUUAACUACUGAAUAUGCUACGGCAACCGGUCCUUUUGGCGGAUAUGAUACACUUUCAGUUUUCUACCCACCUAAUCCAACAACUACCGUCACUACUUUAAUCCAUAAAGAUCAUAAAUCAUAUGAUGUCACUCAAACCGCAACUUUUGGAGGAACUAAUACAGUUAAAGUUCAUAUUCCUUCUGGUUCUGUUUAA